Messenger RNA from Puma concolor (puma), 335 nucleotides. NCBI's taxonomy places the organism in Eukaryota, Metazoa, Chordata, Mammalia, Carnivora, Felidae. The record is from RefSeq and is a predicted model, not a curated record.
GGCAGUGACGACCUGCCCACGAGAACAUGCCCCUUGUGAAGGACCUCCUGCACCCGUCCCCGGAGGAGGAGAAGAGGAAGCACAAGAAGAAGCGCCUGGUGCAGAGCCCCAACUCCUACUUCAUGGACGUGAAGUGCCCGGGGUGCUACAAAAUCACCACCGUGUUCAGCCGCGCGCAGACGGUGGUGCUGCGUGUGGGCUGCUCUACUGUCCUGUGCCAGCCAACAGGAGGAAAAGCAAGGCUCACGGAAGGAUGCUCCUUCAGACGGAAGCAGCACUAAACGCACCCUGAGUCAACAUGAGUGGGGAACUAUCCCAAUAAACAGAUUUUGGAU